AAUGACUGCCCAUGACUGACCUUUGAACAGCACAAUGACUGAUCAACAAUGAUACUUAGUUAUUUAAUCAUAGAGAAGUAAACAGACAAAGAGGUCGUAAUUUAUACUUUGAAAUUAUUUAAGUAUUCUGUAAAUUGACCACCUGGCAUGGUCUUAUCUUUUAUCGAAAUAUAAUUGUUGCAAUGAAAUGACCUAUUUCUGAAAUUAGCGUAUCAUUUCAAAUCAAAAUGUAUUGGUCAUGUGCACAGCAUAGGGUGUAAACCGGCAAUAGGUUUGAUAUCGAAACUAGCUAUAGCUAUAGGGAAUCAUUAGGCUAAUAUUCUAGCGAUUUAACGAAAAUGUUAUCUUUCAUUACUUCGUUUCUUCCGAGUUUACCUGGAUGGCUGACGCUGGAUGCAAACCCCCUGGACAAUCUACUCCAAGGUGAGAUUUUUGUGUCGUUCUAGGCUACUCCGGGUAAAACGGCCUUCUCCUUUCUUGGUUUGUGCGGAAUGCCUGUUUGCAGGUUGCCACUCAUGCUGUACGUUUAUUUUAAGAACCAUAUUUUAUAAUACAAUUUUGUUGAUGACAGGUGACCAAAUGUUUUGUGUGACAUACAGGACUUGUCGGUGCAUGUGGGAUCUCUGUUCUCUGUAACCUGUUGAGAGUACACUUAUUCUUAGAGGCUGAAAGGUGAGAAACGUAUACACAUGUGGACACCUCCCAAAAUAUGACAUGGGAAGAUAUGAUUUCACUUGGGUCUCAAUAACAAGAAGUGUAGCCUAUCAUACCUUUUUAAUGACAUGGUAGUUAGGCAACUUCAGUAUGUAGGUUAGGCUACAUUGUUAGUUGUAAUAGCAUUUGAUAAAUAAACAAACUAAUUGAUUGUUGCUAUACCUCCUCUUGCCCUAUAAUUAUAAUCUGAAUGCAAUUACCAUGUAAUAGACAGGGACACUUAAAAACACAUAUAGAAGAUGUGGAUGUAGAUAACUAACCUUUCACCAACUAAGGCCUCUUGAUGUACAGUUUUAAUAAUUUGUGCUAUUGAAUAUUGUGCUUGAUUUCGUCACUAUGAACAAAGACUGUGAUACGAUUUACAUUGUCAAUAGUAAUCAAUGUAUCCUUAGAAAUCAUUGUUUUUGUAUUUCACUGCCUUGAAAUGAAUACUUUCUCUACUCAGUUCAAGCAACAAAAGCAGAAGUAAAGAGACAUCUAUGCAGAAGACACCAAGGCAUCAAGCCAGUGCUAAAAUUGGGCUGAGUGGAACUCUCCAGUUCUUGUUCCUGUCAGUGAUGCUGGCUGUAGUGGGCUCUCGGGUUGCCUCCCUGGUGGUUCUAGAGUUCUCCCUCAGAGCAGUGUCAGCUUGGGUCACAGCUGGACCAGUGAGGCGCUUGCAUGAUAAUAACAUAAAUAUCACUUAGAAUUAUGAAAAUCUCUCUCACAUCUCCCAUUCAUCAGCCUUGAUUCACCUCUAAUUUAAUAUUCCUCCUGCUCUCUGAAUCUGCAGGAGUCCAGUCGGUUCCUACAGCAGCUGCUUGUCCAGUGCCAGUUCUCCCUGGGCUGUGCUCUCAGCUGCAGUCUCCAUUUCCUCCACGAGGGGGCGCCGCAGCGCUGGCUCUGCCUCCUCCUAGCUGCAGGACUGAGCUGGUUCCUGGCCAGCCAGACUGGGCGCCUACGGCUCCAUGUUAUGGCACUGUACAAACUACACAGUUCCCAGCACUACUGUGGAGUGUGCAUUGCACUGCUCACAUCAGGUUGCUCUCUGUUACCAUGCCUUACCAGGGCCCUUAUGUUCAGCUUUGCAGUGGCUGCCAUUUCCGCCAUAUCUAUAAUCAACAAACAUUUCCUCUCAGCUACAGAGGCCCUCAGGUUCUGGACUCCACUGACAAUCUGCUACACACUGCUGGUGGUGUAUAUGCAGGGUGAGAGACUGAACAUACAGUAUCCUGCAUUGGCAAACGUUUAAGCACCAGAUUGUCAGAUACUAUUUGGGUAUUUUGUAAAUAGCACAAAACAAGUAAAUGACAAGCAUAGUGUUGUCAUUCUCAUUGAGAAAGCGUUCAACUGAUGAUCAUUAUUUUCUACUCAGAGGAGCAACAUCGCCAGCCAAGUGGCCAAGCUGUUAUAAACACAGUGGUGGUGCGUCUGGGGGGGCUCAUGGUCCUGAUGCUGACUGUCGGCCGCUGGGCAGAUGUGCUUCAUAUCCUUCUGUGCUUCCUGGGUGAGGCUGGCUGUCUGAUACCCUCCAGAGACCUGUUGGAUGCUACAACACAGGUGAGAAUGAUUCUCCUUCAAUUGACCGUGCUAUUCCAUGUUGCCCUACGUUCAUCAAUCUAUGUAAAUAUUUCUGUCAUUUUAAUUUCUAAAACAUAAUAUAAAUGUGUGUUUGUAUGCAGGAUAUGGAGGAAGUUCCCAGACAUUCCCAGGGAAGUGAGAACCGGAGGAGACACCUGACACCUGGCAAAGACCACCAGAGUUAAUCGUAAUGGGAAGAAACUAUUCGUGCUGUCGAUCUUUCUUAAGCAAUAGUCUAUUAUUAUAUUCUAUGAUUAUAAUCAUAUAAAUUAUUGACAACAGUGUUGACUUUUAUACCUAGGGAGUAUAUAAUGAAAAUAAUAAAAAUUUAUUAUGACACAUCUACUAACCUUUUCAAUAAGGUACCUUGCAAUAAUGUUAAUUUCACAUAGAAAUCCAUGCAGAGCUCUUGGGAGAUAGGAAUGAUGCUCUUGCCUUUGUUUUCAAAUGUCACUGCCAUUAAAAUUGAGCCAGAAGAUGUUUAGAAUGCACAGAUGGGACCUUAUCAGCCCUGAACUAAUGUAACAAAUGCUGCUUUAGUGUAAAGCAUUGGUUAAGGCUACAUCAUCUGAUGUAACAGUAGCAGCUGCUGUAACAGUAUCAGUUGACACCAGAGAUGUGAUCAUAAUCUCCUGAACACAGGAAUUUUAUGGUAUACAAUUUCCUCGACUUUCUUUGGUUAGAUUGUAUUUCAUCACAGGCAGGCUCUCCAGCGCAGGCUAUGUCAUAUUAUGUUAUAUUCAUGUGAACCAUGCCAACACAUUUUGAAAAGAAGCUUGUACAAAAUGGCUGAAGCAUAAUGUUGGCACUUGUAAGUCACACAAAAUGGCGUUAUACAAAGUGACUUUACAGGCUAUUUUCAGAAAAGAGGAACAAACCAAUCCCAUAACUCACUGCAUAGAAAGUGUAACAUCUAAUAGUUUGAAUUCUGAUAGUUUUUUUAUUGAGUGUCUUCAGACAAGUAUGUGUAUGAAUAAAUUGACAAUAAUUACAUCGAAUAUACCUAAACACUAAAAUGUCAAUUAUGCCUCCCACGAAAAUACUAUUCGG
This is a messenger RNA of Coregonus sp. 'balchen', 3324 nucleotides long. Lineage: Eukaryota; Metazoa; Chordata; Actinopteri; Salmoniformes; Salmonidae. The record is from the annotation of a GenBank genome assembly.